This is a messenger RNA of Lactuca saligna, 816 nucleotides long. The record is from the annotation of a GenBank genome assembly. Lineage: Eukaryota; Viridiplantae; Streptophyta; Magnoliopsida; Asterales; Asteraceae.
AUGUUCUGGCAUGAUAGAUGGAUUGGAGAUGCAACAUUAAAAGAAUCCUUCCCAGAGUUAUACAAGUUGGAACGGAAGAAGCGGUGUAAAAUCAGUGAGCGUAUCAAACCAGGAGACAUCAGCUGGGAUUGGAAAGCAAGCCCGACACUCACGGUGCAGCUAAGCGAGGCUGACACACUCCUCGACUUGGUCUGCAACUUUCAACUGAAUUCUCGGAGAGAUGAAUGGAUAUGCAGCAUAUCAAGCGAUAAGGUAUUUCAUGUAGAUGUACUUAGAUCAAAAAUUGAUGGGAGAAAUACGUUGACACCAACAGGGGAAGGUCUAAUCAACCGGAUUCAUGAAGUCCCGUUAAAGGUAAAUUGUUUUAUGUGGAGGGCAUCUAUGGACCGCAUACCAACUGCUACCGCCCUGCUUAAACGUGGGGUGCAAAACGUGACUUCCACAUGUUCCUACUGCGAAUUGGAAGAUGAAGAUGUCAACCAUGUAAUACUAAGAUGCCUAAUGGCUGUCAAGGUAUGGGAAUGGGUAAUCAUAUGGUGUGGGCUUGGUGAAAGAAAAUUUGUGACAAUCGGGGAGCUCGAGAAAUUUCUUUCACAGUGGGGAACAUGUCCAAUCAAACAGAAAAACUUAAUUAGCAUAUGUUCUGGAACGGCUUGGCUCAUUUGGAAAACAAGUGUGACUGGAUCUUCAAGAAGAUUCGUACCUCCCCUACUAAAGUGGCGGAUAUGUUCGAAGACAGACGCUAAACCUAGGGUAACUUUGGCAAGUCAGGUCAAUACUUUGAAAUCGAGUUUUAGCUGCACCCUUCAUUUCUAG